Molecule: messenger RNA, 1843 nt
Organism: Tinamus guttatus (white-throated tinamou)
Lineage: Eukaryota; Metazoa; Chordata; Aves; Tinamiformes; Tinamidae
Source: RefSeq, a predicted model, not a curated record
AUGGCGGCCAAGCAGGUGCAUCCCUUGCAGAGUUUGUUUGCCAUCAGCAAAAACUUAGUGGUGUUUGUAUGGCCGGUCCCUUUCCCUAAGUGCCUCUGUGUUGCUGUUCUGAAAGCUGAUCCUGUGCCGCCUGUUCAGCAAGGUGCUGGGGAAACCCGGCAUCUCCCUCUGCAAAGGAAGCUGGAGAUUACUACAACAUAUUCCACUGAGCGAUCUGAGCACUUUAAGCCAUGCAAAGACAAGGAUCUUGCAUACUGUCUCAAUGAGGGGGAAUGCUUUGUGAUUGAAACCUUAACCGGAUCACAUAAACACUGCCGGUGCAAAGAGGGCUACCAAGGAGUCCGCUGUGACCAAUUUCUGCCGAAAACCGACUCAAUCUUGUCAGAUCCAACAGACCACUUAGGAAUUGAAUUCAUGGAGAGCGAAGAAGUGUACCAGCGCCAGGUGCUGUCCAUCUCCUGCAUCGUCUUUGGCCUCGUCGUUGUGGCCAUGCUUUGUGCAGCAUUCUACUUCAAAGCGAAGAAAGAAGCAAAGCAAAUUCAUGAACAGCUGAAAGAAACACAGAAUAGGAAAACCUACAGCCUAAAUGCUUCCAGCAUGAUGGCAAAGUCAGAGUGUAUGGCACAAAGCCGAGUCCAGCUGCAACACUAUUCAAAAGCAGAUAGGCAUCCUGGGCCGAUGCUGGACAAAGUGAUGGAGUCUAGUUUUUCGGGUCCUCCGUCUUUCCCCGAGGCCUUGUCUCCUGAGAGAGGAACCCAGACCAUCAAGCAACACAGAAGCCUGUCUUCAUGCUGCAGCCCAGGACAAAAAGGUGGGAUUCUACAUAAAAAUGCCUUUCGGAGGACUCCUCCCUUACCUCGGGGUAGGUUCAAUGGAAUCACAGGACCAGCAUAUCAGCAGCUAGAAGAGUCAAGGAUGACAGAUCAGGACACAGUACCCUGUCAACGGUAUUCAUCCAGUGUUUUAAAAACUCCUCAGAAUACUUCAAUAAAUAUGCAACUGCCUUCAAGAGAGACAACCCCUUAUUUUAAUAAUGUGGAUCAGAAGGACUUGGUUGGAUAUUCAUCUUCAAGGGCCAACUCCGUUCCCAUCAUCCCGUCUGUGGGCUUGGAUGAAGCCUGCAUGCAAAUGCAAAACGUUCCUGAAGUAACAGGCAUCAAAUGGUGCAAAAACUCCUAUUCUGCUGAACUUGUCAAUGUGAGUUCCCCAGUCAGUAAUUGUCUUAUAGCAGAACAACAUGAAGUGAAAAUAUUGCUAGAAACUGUCCAGGAGCAGAUCCGAAUUCUGACUGAUGCAAGGAGGUCAGAGGACUACGAACUGACGAGCCUAGAACCAGAGAACAGUGCGAGUGAAAACACAGCAUUUCUGCCCAUGAGCCCCGUGGCCAAAUCAGAACGAGAGGCACAAUUUGUCUUAAAAAGUGAAACACAAAGAGACUCAGUAUUGACCAAGUGACUUUGUGUGGGGGUUGUGGGAGGGGAAAUAAGAGAUUGGUGCAUUUGAUGCUUUGCUAAACAGGAAAGGAGGAAAUUAAAUACAAAUUAUUUAUAUGCAUUAAUUUAAGAGCAUCUACUUAGAAGAAACCAAAUAGUCAAUUGCCCUCAUAUCAUAGUGUUUUUUAACAAAAUAUUUUUUUAAGGGAAAGAAAAGUUCAGGAGAGAUGAAGCUUACAUCAAAUGCUUUCUAGGCAGGAUUAUACAUACAGUUUCAGUUACAGAGCAUUUUAACACUGUCCUGUUUGGCUGUUAGAAGGUUUAGGUUAUGUGUAUUUUUUUCAGUAAAGUCCAAGACUAUCCUUAGAUUCAUGACUGGUUUCAGGGUAGUGCUGCAGUCAGCUGCUGAC